AUGUCGACCGCGACCCCAGCGCCCACGCGCAAGCCGAUGCCCUCGGCAUUGACCUUUGACUUGCAUGCAAAGUGCUCAACCACCAAAGCACGUGCUAGCACCCUCAACCUCCCCCAUGGCUCCGUUCCCCUCCCCAUCUUCAUGCCGGUUGCGACGCAGGCGUCCCUGAAGGGCUUGACAUACGACCAGCUACGGCAGACAGGAUGCCAGCUCUGUUUGAACAAUACGUAUCACCUUGGCCUGAAACCCGGGCAAGCGGUUCUAGACGCAGUGGGCGGGGCGCAUAAGUUGCAGGGAUGGGAUCGAAAUAUUCUUACGGAUAGCGGAGGAUUUCAAAUGGUCUCCCUGCUGAAACUGGCCACUGUCACGGAGGAGGGGGUCCGAUUUCUGAGCCCCCACGACGGCACGCCGAUGCUGCUCACCCCGGAACAUUCGAUCUCGUUACAAAACUCUAUCGGCUCGGAUAUCAUUAUGCAACUGGAUGAUGUGAUUGCGACCACCUCGCCGGACCAUGCGCGUAUCCACGAGGCCAUGGAGCGCUCCGUCCGUUGGCUGGACCGUUGUAUCGAUGCACACAAAUAUCCGGAGCGACAGAAUCUGUUCUGCAUCAUCCAGGGUGGACUAGACUUGGAGCUUCGGAGACAAUGCUGUGCGGAGAUGGUGGCCCGAGAUACGCCGGGGAUUGCGAUUGGCGGACUCUCUGGCGGAGAGGCGAAGGAGGACUUUUGCCGAGUGGUGGACACCUGCACGGGACUGCUUCCGGAGCAAAAGCCGCGAUACGUGAUGGGCGUGGGAUAUCCGGAGGACCUGAUUGUGGGCGUCGCUCUCGGCGCGGACAUGUUUGAUUGUGUCUGGCCGACCAGAACGGCUCGUUUCGGCAACGCCGUGGUGCCCACGGGCACGCUGAACCUGCGGCAUCGGUCCUUUGCGGAGGACUUCCGGCCGGUGCAGGAGGACUGCACCUGCACCAUCUGCCGGCCGAAGGAGCAGGGCGGGCUGGGCAUCACGCGGGCAUACCUGCACCACCUGACGGCAAAGGAGACGGUGGGAGCGCAUCUGCUGACGAUGCACAACGUGCACUAUCUGCUGUCGCUAAUGGGAUCGGCGCGGCAAGCGAUCCUGGAGGACCGGUUCCCGGCUUUCCUGCGCGAAUUCUUUGGGACGCUGUAUGGGAAGGACUAUCCGGAGUGGGUGGUGACGGCGCUGCGGGGGGUGGGAGUUGACCUGAUGGCUUAA
Messenger RNA from Aspergillus sclerotioniger CBS 115572, 1236 nucleotides. Its product is annotated as tRNA-ribosyltransferase family protein. The coding region runs from base 1 to 1236 and encodes 411 amino acids. The transcript is spliced from 8 exons. The record is from RefSeq and is a predicted model, not a curated record. Lineage: Eukaryota; Fungi; Ascomycota; Eurotiomycetes; Eurotiales; Aspergillaceae. Gene Ontology annotation, molecular function: tRNA-guanosine(34) queuine transglycosylase activity. Gene Ontology annotation, cellular component: cytosol.